CCCUUGGCACUCUUCCCGGUUCCCUCCUCCAAAUAAACUUUGCUCGCACAGCUGAGGGUGGCAGGAACUUUCUUCGAGAGAGAAACUCCUCUGAAACGGGAAAGAGAAGCUCAUUGUUUCCUGGGGAGUCCAGAUUGUGAGGCAAUCUCCAUGACAGCAACGGGGGACCAUUUUGGUGGCAGGGAUGGAAGACCAUUCCACAUUGUGACACCUGUCCUGGAGAGCAUCGCCCUUUCCGAAGCUGCGGGCACCAAAGUCUAUAUGAAGAUGGAGAAUGUCCAACCUGCGGGUUCCUUCAAAAUCCGGGGCAUUGGCUACUUUUGCCAACAGGUUGCCAAAAAGGGUUGCCAACACCUGGUUUGUUCAUCAGGUGGCAACGCUGGACUUGCUGCAGCAUAUGCUGCCCAAAAACUUGGCAUACCUGCCACCAUCAUCGUCCAUGGAAGUACUCCACUGUCGACGGUGAAUAAACUAAAGAAGUUUGGUGCAGAGGUGGAGAUCUUUGGGAAGGUGUGGGACGAUGCUGAAGAAAGAGCCAAGAAACUUGCUGAAGCUGAUGGCUGGGUCAAGGUCCACCCUUUUGACCACCCAUUGGUGUGGAAGGGCCACAGCACUAUGAUCAAGGAGCUGAGGGACUCCCUGGAUUCCAAGCCAGGAGCUAUUGUGCUCGCUGUGGGCGGAGGUGGGCUGCUCUGUGGGGUGGUGUCUGGUCUGCAGGAGGUGGGCUGGCAGGAUGUGCCCAUCAUUGCUGUGGAGACAAAAGGUGCUGACAGCUUCAACGCAGCCCUCAAAGCAGGACGGCUCGUCACUCUGCCUGACAUAACCAGUGUGGCCAUGUGCCUGGGAGCCAAGACAGUGGCACAGAGGGCUCUGGAUUGUGCCCGUGAGUGUUGCAUCAUCUCUCAUGUGCUAGAUGAUGUAGAAGCGGUGAAAGCCAUCGAGCAGUUCCUGGAUGACGAGCGCAUGUUGGUGGAGCCUUCCUGUGCUGCCACCCUGGCUUUUCUCUACUCAGGCUACCUCCAGCAGCUGCAGGAAGAGGGGAGGCUGAGCCGGCAACUGGACUCCAUUGUCGUUAUUGUCUGCGGUGGGAGUGCCAUCCAUGCGGAGGAGCUCCGGGCCUUGAAGAAUCAGCUGGGGAUGAAGUGAAGGAGGGCAGCUCUUGACAUGCUGGCAAAUGAACAUAUUGCGGGCCAGGAUAUUUUUUAGUGCACUUAGAGCAGGGGUGGGGAAGCCUUUCCAGCCUGAGGGCCACCUUCCCUUCUGGGCAGCCUCCCAGGGGCCACAUGGCAGUGGUGGUGGGUGGCCCAGAGUCAAAAUCGGGGAGAGCAAGGGAUGCAAACUUUCCCUUUGCACAGGGGGCUAUUUUCUACACACACACACACACACACACUUCUAUCAUCCAUCCAUCCAGGCAGGCAAAAGGCAUUACUAGUGCUCAAACGCAUUUUCCACCCAUGCCAAGUAUAUUGGGUGGUGUUCUUCCACUUUCCCAGAGCUACAAUCCCUAGAGUUCCCUGUGAAGUGGGAUUUGUUUGUGCAACCACACAAAGCAAUAGGGGGGUCUUCUCACAAUUCUUGGCAUCCUUAAUGAACUACAGUUCCCAUUAUUCUUUAGGGGCAGGGAAGCCCUGACUGUUUAAAGCAGUAUGGUCCUGCCAUUAUUUGUAUAGUGC
This is a messenger RNA of Lacerta agilis (Sand lizard), 1673 nucleotides long. Its product is annotated as serine dehydratase-like. The record is from RefSeq and is a predicted model, not a curated record. Gene Ontology annotation, molecular function: threonine deaminase activity; L-serine ammonia-lyase activity. The coding region runs from base 151 to 1146 and encodes 331 amino acids. Lineage: Eukaryota; Metazoa; Chordata; Lepidosauria; Squamata; Lacertidae. Gene Ontology annotation, biological process: L-serine catabolic process; L-threonine catabolic process. The transcript has 8 exons.